AUGAGCGUGACGAUCGAGGUGGGUAUGUUCUAUGUCAAGGGGAUGCACAAUUUAAGUCUGUUACCUCGCGGGUCUUCGUUUGGCGACGUCGGAAAGCCCGAAUCAUUCGAGGUGCGAGGUGAUCCGGGGCGAGCAGUCGCAAUUGCCCGUGCUCGAGGGGUCGAUUUCACAGCUUAUGGCAUUCCGAGGAAUCAAACGGUGAAGGUAUCUAAAAGAGGGACAGUGACAAACGAGAGCAUCUCCGAUCUGUUCAAGGCCCAUGACGAAUACAAUUCAUUUCAAGAUGAUGGACGAGAGAAGGUGCUGCAGCAGCCGCCGGGCUCGGGACGUCCGCCGUCGCCGUCGCUUGGGUCUGGUCCGGUGGAACGUCGAGUCGGGGGUGAUACCUUCUUCCAUGGACAGAGAUACGACGGCGGAUUCCUCGACAUGAACCCCUGGAUGUUCAACAAAAACACCGGUUUCCAGCGAAUAACACCGAGACGGGUGAAUUCUUGGUUGGAUACCCUGUGCAUGGGAGUGAGGCACGAUGACAUGGACAACUGCCGCAAAUGCUUCUUCAACACCGAUCUACCCACUAGGAAUGGGAAUUACCUUCAAGACUUCAUAUCGUGCGCCGACAGUUUCAAAAUGAGUCGAAACUUCGAGAUCUGCAAGAGCGUCGCCGCCGCCAUAAACUGCAUGGACAAGGUGCUGCAGCUUCAGAGUAAGAACCAAGGGGACAUGAACUCCUACGACUUCUUCCUUCUUGCCCAAUGCUUCAGCAUGGAGAACAUCCUCAGCAUGGACAAGACGUUGCUGCCGAUGAUGGCCCACGCUGGACAUGAGGAACCUUUCCAGAGAAUCAAGGAUUAUCCGAGUCCCGACGAGGACAAUGAGAUGAAGAAGAAACUUCUCCUCCAGAUGCUCAUGCAUCUCAUGCCUUUACCCGAAACUGCCGCCGAACGAGAAAUGAUCCAACUGCUCUAAAAUCGCAUCUACAACGUGUACAUACGUAUCGUUCGUCUCCACACGAUCUCCCUCUGCAUCAAUAAAUUAUUCAAAACUGAUAUGUUUAU
Messenger RNA from Darwinula stevensoni, 1055 nucleotides. The record is from the annotation of a GenBank genome assembly. Lineage: Eukaryota; Metazoa; Arthropoda; Ostracoda; Podocopida; Darwinulidae.